GAUAAUAUCAAGUGUUUGUUUUGUAAAAUUGUGUUCUACUGCAAUUUUUUUCUGUACAAAAAAAUGUUUUCAGAAGACAAUUUGCAUUGUUUCGGGACAUCAUUGCCACUUCUCGAACUAGAUCAGGUUCCAUCCAAAAAACCACUUCAUGUGCAAGAUCAAAUAGUCACCGAUGAUCAAGGAAAAAGACGUUUUCAUGGCGCCUUUACGGGGGGUUUCAGUGCCGGCUAUUGGAAUACCGUCGGAUCCAAAGAGGGCUGGACACCUCGCAGUUUUAAAAGUUCGCGCAACGAAAAAGCAACUGAGCGUUUUAAUCAAUGUCCAGAAGAUUUUAUGGAUGAAGAAGAUCGUGGUGAGUUCGGCAUUGCUCCAAGGGGCUUGAAAAUUAGUGAAGAUUAUACUAUUGUGGAACAAGAACAUACUCGAAAGCGAAAAUAUUUGGAACAAAGUAUAACUCCAAUACCCGGUGAACCCGUUUUGUAUCAUUUAAUUAAAUCCGUCAGAGAUAAAGUGUCCGUGCGUAUAUUAAAAGCGUGGGGAUGGCGGCCCGGUCAAGGCAUAGGACCAAGGCAAACUCGCCAAGCAAAAAGAAGAGAUCGUGAAAGGUAUAAACGUGAACAAUAUCUUUUAGAAAGAUAUGGCUGUGAGUUGCCGGGUACUAGCAAAGCAUCAUUAAAAGAUGAAAAUUUUAAUGCAGGCAGCGAGGAGGAGGAUGUUAGUGAUGCAGAUGAUGAUGAUGAUAAUGAUGAAAUUACUUUUGCCCCAGAGGAUUACGAUAUGCCUCCUUGCGUUUCUAAGGAAGAUCGUUAUGGCCUGAAUUAUGUACCGUUAAGUAGAAAUUCAAUCUUGGGGGACUCCGCUAGAGAUACUGUCGUUAACAAAUCCCGAGAGCAGUUAAAUACUUCCAAGACCUUGCAGGUAUGGAGUAAAACGAACAAAAAGAUAUCCUUUACUGGUCAAGCGUUCGGUAUCGGAGCAUUUGAAGACGAUGACGAUGAGGAUGUUUUUGCCGCAGAAGAUUUGACACGUUACGAUUUUGCUUUAGAGGAUAAACAACAAAAUAAAAGAGCUGCCCAAAAAUCCAAGGAAGCAAAAGAUUUUGUAUUUCAAGAAUUUGCGCUAGAGAGAACUGCCAAACAAUCUUUGGUAUACGAAAUUAAAAUACCGUUUGGUUGGCAACCAAGGAAUUGGCUACAGCGUCGCAGCCGAUUUGAACCUUUAGAUCCCCGAAAGGUCAGGCAAUUGGAUAGGAAAAUUGAGCAAUUCACAGGAAGUGAAAUAACAAGAAGUCAACGGUCACAACUGCUUGGCGAAGAAAUAAAAGAUCCUGACCACUCUGGAAUUUCAUCGCAAGGAAAACGAGAACCUUCCUUGAUAGAAAUGCAGCAAAUGUUUAAAGAAAGACAGAAGAAAACCGACGUUUUACUAGAAAAGAUUUCUUUAAAGUCCAAUUGUUUUACGACGGGAGGAGUUAUCAAUGUUGAUGGUGAAGAAUCGACAAUCAAACAAAAUGAGCAAAGCGAAUUCUCUGGCACCUUCAAGCCAUUCCUUAAUGGCUCUAAAAAACAAGAGAGAUAUGAAAAAUUUUUAGCAGCCAACAUAAGCGACGAAAAAGAAAUUUCGCUGUUCCUUAACAACAUCCAACCGGUAGAAUUGUCGUUGUGGGACAGGCAAACGGAAUUAAGGGAAUUUAUACAAGCAAGAAAACUAUAUAGGCCUCUGCAGGGCCUUAUGUCUGACAGGUUUGUCUCUGAAGCCGAACUGGUUACCAAACAGAAAGUCUCCGAGUGUGCUGAAAACAAUUCAAACCGUAUCAAUGUGGAAAGGAUUAAAGUGAUGUGGAAGCCACAUGCCCUACUUUGCAAACGUUAUAACAUCGCUGAGCCCUUUGGAGGUCUUAUGGAAGACCAGAAAAGGCCAAAGAAAAAGACUAAGCUAUCUAUAUUUAACUAUCUGGAAACGAGUAUUAAUAGAAAGGAAGAUUUUCAAACACCUGUAAUAGUAUCGAAACCUAUAGCGGUGUCUGUGAUACAGCCAAUAGAAGAAAUAAACCGAACAAUAGAACAAGAAAAUGCAAUUGCUGAGGUAAACUCUUUCGAAACGUUGCAAAAAAAGCUUACCACAAAAUCUUUUACACCAAAGACGGAUUUGGAAAAGGAAGUCAUUGAGGGUUUAAAUAAAUCCGUAAUUGAGAAAAAGGAACUUUUCAAGUCGAUUUUUUCUGACAGUGACUCAGACGAAGAAUCAAAUGUAAAAGAAAGACAAGACAAAGCUAACGAAGACUCAAAAGCAAAUUCGGCUCCAUUAGUAGCCAACCUGCUUAGAAACACUUCGCCGCCUAGAGGCAUAUUUAAAGCUCUGUUUGCUGCUCCUGAAAAAGGCGCUAACAAUAAUACUAAGGAGCCGAAUGAUAUUCAUAAAGAUUGUUUCCAAGCGGAAAAAAUUCAGUUUAAAGCAAAAGCCACCAAGGCAUCGAGUAGUAAAUUAGAAGAAGAUUCCAACACAUAUGGUCCAGCUUUGCCUACGCAAUUAAAUAAAAAUGAAUUAGCCACCGAAAAUUGUACGGAGUUUUUAAGUGAAACAUUGGAUGCUAAAUUAUUGGAUAUAUUUAAUAAACAAAAAAUAAUUUCCAAUACGCAGACGGGCGAAAUAUGGAUUGAAAAAUCAAAAUCUUUACAAAGCUCGGACGAUGUGACUGAUAGCAGCAGCGCGAGCAGCGAUGGCACUGAUAGUAGUGUAGGCAAGGAAGGCGGCCAAAAGAAUAAAAGAAAGAAGAUGAAAAAGUCGAAAAAGAAAAACUUGUUGGAGACCAAGCAUAGAAAACAUAAAAGCCAUAAGGUUCAUAAAAAGACAAAGAAGCAUGGUAAAAAGAAAAAGAGUCAUAAAAAGAAUAAAUAUUGA
Glossina fuscipes is the source of this 2901-nucleotide messenger RNA. Its product is annotated as G patch domain-containing protein 1 homolog. The coding region runs from base 64 to 2901 and encodes 945 amino acids. The record is from RefSeq and is a predicted model, not a curated record. Gene Ontology annotation, cellular component: nucleus. Lineage: Eukaryota; Metazoa; Arthropoda; Insecta; Diptera; Glossinidae. Gene Ontology annotation, biological process: mRNA processing. The transcript has 3 exons. Gene Ontology annotation, molecular function: RNA binding.